Dioszegia hungarica is the source of this 876-nucleotide messenger RNA. RefSeq lists its product as uncharacterized. The coding region runs from base 1 to 876 and encodes 291 amino acids. The transcript has a single exon. NCBI's taxonomy places the organism in Eukaryota, Fungi, Basidiomycota, Tremellomycetes, Tremellales, Bulleribasidiaceae. The record is from RefSeq and is a predicted model, not a curated record.
AUGAGCUCCGCCAUUCCCUCUCCCUCGUCAGGCGUCGGGUACCCGGUCCAAUCGGUCCAGGCAGCGCAGGUGGACAAUGCGGACACGCCUCCCGGCGGACUGCGCCUACCUGUUAUCGUCGGAAUCGUCAUUACGAGCGUCUUCGUCAUCGUCGCUCUUAUCGUCGGGCGGUAUUGGCUGCGGCACAGACGCGCCAAGGCGGGCAGGCAGGAUGCGAGGCAUAUGAGGGAGAUUGGGAGGGAGCAAGGCGGAGGCGAAGGCGGAGCAUGGGCGUUCGAGACGGCGGUGCAGAGUGCGCCGCCCAUGGUGGAACGCCAUCUGGCGUUACCCACUGCAUCGUCCCGAGGCAACUCUCACCGGGGCAGCACGUCCACCUGGGCGGACGACUCGGAGAUGGACAUGAUGGCAACGGAUGGAUCUACCAUCGCGCGGACCCUAUCCACACGGUCUACCUCGUCGGUAUCAACCAUCCGCACCACCAACCGCGACACCCUUGAUCAUCCCGGAUACACCUACCCCACUCGCUCGGCGUUUUCCACGCUUCCCUCUGUUGGCCGGUCCAACUCGUCUCGCUCCCCUCACACCCUCAUCUCUCCCUUCUCCGACCCCUCUCCUACCAGCACCACCCUCUCCCCAUUCGCCGACACCCACACCGCUUCCUCCUCUACCACCCUCCCCCGCGCCCCAUCCCGCGUUUCCACGGUCUCGUCCGAAAAUCCCUUCCAGGACCCUCUGCCGGUGUACUCGCUCGAGGCCCAGCGGCUGUCGGAAGUUCUUAGCCCCUUUGACGUGCCAAUCAUAGGGCAGGGCGGGCUGGAGAGGCAACUGCAGAGGCCUCCGCCGGCGUAUGUCGAGAGGGACCGAGGGGCGAGGUAG